AUGCGCAGCCUCACCCCGAUAUCACGACGCCUUCUCUCUUGUUCUCGCGUACAACGUCAAGAUACAGCCUUGUUCCGUAUUACCGCGCGGAGUAUACCCUCAGCAGCGAUCAUGACGGAAGCCUCACCGCGGAAACUGAAGAUUCUGAUGUUACAUGGCUUCACACAAUCAGGCCCCCUCUUCCGCGCCAAAACCCGCGCCCUGGAAAAACUCCUUAUAAAAGCUUUUCCCCCCUCAAAACCCUCCACUUCCCCCUCAACCAAACCCUCCACCCCUCCAAACCCAUAUCCCGGCGGCGUCACCCUCAUCUACCCUACGGGUCCAAUCCGUCUCCAACCCGCCGACAUCCCCGGAUUCUCAGUAUCAGAUGCCAGCGGCGACGCGCGGGAGGCGUGGGCAUGGUGGGUAAAGUCCAACUUCUCAGCUGCGAGCCAUCCGGGUGUUGAGGAGAAGGACGUGGAAUAUAGCGGACUGGCGGAGGGAUUAGGUGUGAUACGUGAUUGUAUAAAGGACAAUGGGGGCGUAGACGGUGUAAUAGGUUUCUCCCAAGGCGGAUGCGCCUCGUUAUUCGUAGCAUCCCUCCUCAACCCUGGACGAGCUGCGGCGUUUCGAGCGCAGAACAAAUCCGGUUCAGAUGCGCUCAAGUUUUUAGAAGGCUGGGAAGACCUCCAGCGUUUUCAAGAGGAGAAGGUCGGCGGUCUCAAGUUCGCCGUAUCUUACAGCGGAUUCUACGCGCCCAGCAGUCUCUACUCCGCAUUUUAUUCUCCGCCGAUCAGCACGCCGAGUCUGCAUUUCGUGGGGAGUCUGGAUAGUGUGGUGGAGGAGAGUCGGGUGUUGGGGUUGGUGGAGCGGUGCGAGGAGGGGACGAGGAGGGUGGUGUAUCAUCCUGGGGGACAUUUCGUGCCGAUUGGGAAGGAGAUGGCGGGGGUGUUGGUGGGGUUUGUGAGGGAGUGUGUGAUGCCGAAGGUGGUGGAGGAAGAGGGGGUCGAGGGGAUGGAUGUGCCGUUCUGA
This is a messenger RNA of Glarea lozoyensis ATCC 20868, 1011 nucleotides long. Its product is annotated as alpha/beta-Hydrolase. Gene Ontology annotation, cellular component: nucleus; cytoplasm. The transcript has 2 exons. Bases 1 to 1011 code for a protein of 336 amino acids. Lineage: Eukaryota; Fungi; Ascomycota; Leotiomycetes; Helotiales; Helotiaceae. The record is from RefSeq and is a predicted model, not a curated record.